AUGGACCUGCUACGUGAUAUCAAAGCUGCCUAUCCUGGUUGCUACUAUCAGCGCCGACAAAUGGUCCCCUCGCCAGACGGUAUCGAAAUCGAAAUCUUCCCUCAUAAAGACUUGGAAUACGUCAACAACGGCGAAAAGUCGCAUGAAAUAUAUUCGAAAACGUCUACGGCAAGGAUUGAUAUGUCCUCAAUCGGUUGGAGAACUGCCAGCACCACCGUAUUUGGAGCUGAAGGUUCCGCAGGUUUCGGCUUCCCGGGCAUGCCGGGGCCUUUUGGAUUGUUGUCCAGCUCCACCUGGACUUUUAACGUGAAAAUCAAAGGGAUGUGCCACCUGACACCUUUGGUCGACCCCAAAUGCUGGUACGGAGACAUGUUCAGUGGCCGCCUCAAUGGACCAAAGCCCAAGGACGUGGAUAAGGACGAUGUUCACCGUCUUUAUCGCGAAAAGCAAAUUCUCAACCAGUCUAACAAGUUUAUGCCCGGUAAUCUUUCGCUUGCGUCGGUUCACGGGCAGUUGUCCCCGUGGGAUGAUGUUGACAGUUAUUACCCGGAGAACAUUACUCGUUCGGAUGGUAAGCCGGUUGGCAAGGUUUUUCCUGACAAUUUUGAGGAGGGUGUUUGGUACCCUUCCAAGGACCAGUACAAAAUCGUCCAUGCUGACGCGGAAUUUUGCGAAAUAACAAUUCCCAUCAGCGUCGGAGGCGAGGCCGAUUGGGUACAAGUUGCUGUUGAAAAGUCGCUGAAUCUGGAGAAAAGAGGCAUGCUGUUUGAUGACUCCGAGGACCUGGAAAAUGCCACCAUUACGGUGCUGAAGCACGGCGACCAUGCCAGGCUUAUAAAAGAUGAAACAAAAUAA
Messenger RNA from Drechmeria coniospora, 855 nucleotides. RefSeq lists its product as uncharacterized. The record is from RefSeq and is a predicted model, not a curated record. NCBI's taxonomy places the organism in Eukaryota, Fungi, Ascomycota, Sordariomycetes, Hypocreales, Ophiocordycipitaceae. The transcript is spliced from 2 exons. The coding region runs from base 1 to 855 and encodes 284 amino acids.